UGUCAGGGCCAUUAUUUUGUCCUCAAGCUGUUGAACAACGGGGCUUCGUGAAAUGAAUUAAAAAUACCGAACGCGGGUGGGCUAUUUUUCUCUUCGCCCACCGCCACGGACAUACAUGGAGUGUCUCGGCCGCUAGGACGGCUUGUCGCAGGGCUAUUGGCUGCCCGAGUGGACUUGGAGGCCCCGAAGACGGUGCUCGGAGUGACAGCCCCGUUAAGAGAAGAAGCAGUAGGCUGGCUGACUGGCUGGCUCUUUAUCUUGUUGGCUAGCCACCUAAAGCUAGCUUCCUAGAUAGCGACUGAAGGAGGGAAGGGGUGGGGGCAUGGGGGCGGGGGGGAGGAGGUACAAAAAUAAAGUAAAAAGGACACAUUGAUAAUCCCGGAAAGAGUGAAACAAUCAACUUGAAGAAGAGAUGGCACACCUACGAGACAUGCAAAACCAGAAUUCACGGUUGGAUCCUGAGGAGUACUUCACCAAGCAAGAGCGCAUUGGCAAGGGCUCCUUUGGAGAGGUCUACAAAGGCAUCAACAACCGCACCAAGGAGGUUGUAGCUAUUAAAAUCAUCGACCUGGAGGAGGCAGAGGACGAAAUUGAAGACAUUCAGCAGGAGAUCACAGUGCUGAGCCAAUGUGAUAGUCCUUUUGUGACCAAGUAUUAUGGCUCAUACCUCAAGGGGACCAAGCUGUGGAUUAUCAUGGAGUAUUUAGGUGGAGGAUCUGCUCUGGAUCUGCUCCGUCCAGGACCACUUGAAGAGACGUACAUUGCCACGAUAUUGCGGGAAAUCCUGAAGGGGUUGGAGUAUUUGCAUUCUGAAAGGAAGAUUCACAGAGACAUUAAAGCUGCCAAUGUGCUCUUGUCCGAGCAGGGCGAAGUAAAGCUGGCUGAUUUCGGGGUGGCGGGACAGUUGACUGACACUCAGAUUAAGAGGAACACAUUUGUGGGCACACCCUUCUGGAUGGCGCCCGAGGUCAUCAAGCAGUCGGCGUAUGACUUCAAGGCUGACAUUUGGUCCCUUGGAAUCACAGCCAUUGAGUUGGCCAAAGCCAAACCUCCCAACUCUGAUUUACACCCCAUGAGGGUCCUCUUCCUUAUUCCCAAAAACACUCCGCCCACCCUAGAAGGAGCUUACAGCAAGCCCUUUAAAGAGUUUGUGGAGGCAUGCCUAAAUAAGGACCCCCGUUUUAGGCCAACAGCCAAAGAGCUGGUGAAGCACAAGUUCAUCACGCGUUACACCAAGAAGACUGCCUACCUGACUGAACUGAUCGACCGCUACCGCCGCUGGAAGUCCGAGGGUCACGGGGAGGAGUCCAGCUCGGACGACUCUGAUAUGGAUGCGGAUAGUGAUGUGGAUUCCUGCCCCAUGUGGACCUUUCCAACAGUCAGACCAAGCUCUUUGAACAAGUUACAAAAGGGCUACACACAUACUGACUUGGAGUCAGGGGAUUCUGUCAAAAGGCAACCCAAGUCACAGUGCUUGUCAGCCUUGGUGACACCCAUCUUCAAAGAGCUAAAGGAGAAGCGGCGAGCGAGUGGCGGCGGAGUUGGCGCCAUCGAGGAGCUGGAGAACGCCUUCAACCUGGCUGAGGAAUCCUGUCCGGGCAUCUCCGACCGCCUCGUCACACACAUGAUGGAGAGAGUGUGCAGGUUUUCUUUAAACGGAAACACCACGCCGUCUUCGCGAUGAAACCCUAAGAUGAAUGUUCAACCCUCACCCAACAAAUCAGACAAGGACCUCAGCUGUGCCCCACCCACCCACUUUUACAACCUGCCCACUCCUCAUCACCCCCGCCCAAGAGACCUUUUAUGUAGUUAUUAAAUAUUUUUACAAUU
Messenger RNA from Phycodurus eques (leafy seadragon), 1830 nucleotides. RefSeq names its product serine/threonine kinase 25b (gene stk25b). Lineage: Eukaryota; Metazoa; Chordata; Actinopteri; Syngnathiformes; Syngnathidae. The transcript has 11 exons. The record is from RefSeq and is a predicted model, not a curated record. The coding region runs from base 413 to 1684 and encodes 423 amino acids. Gene Ontology annotation, biological process: protein phosphorylation. Gene Ontology annotation, molecular function: protein kinase activity; ATP binding.